ACCCUAACAUUUUCACCGUAAACUCCAUAGCCCCUCAACUCAACAAAUUGACCCAUUGGGUAUUUUUUCAAAGUACGCCUUCUCUCUUCUCUGCUCGUUGCUUUUCAUCGUUUUCGCUCUCGCUUCCCAAGAUGUCAGAAACACCCUUCUAUCCCCGCGAAAAGCUUGUUGAGAAGCAAAAGUAUUUCCAGAGUGUUCAUAAGUAUACACACUUGAAAGGCCCCGUAGACAAGAUUACCUCAGUUGCGAUUCCACUUGCUUUGGCAGCCACAUUAACCUUCAUGAUCGGCAGGGGGAUCUACAAUAUGUCCCAUGGCAUUGGCAAGAAGGAAUAAAUCGUGGCUUCUGCGCCAUCAUUCCUAUGGAAGCUCAAGCAUAAAAGAGAUUUUUUGGAACAUUAUUUGUGUUUUUUCACUUUGAGAUUUCUUGAUGUUCUGAAGCUAAUAAUUGGUUAGAUGCAGAAAACACAGCCUGCAGACAUAUGGCCUAUGCGGUCACUUGCUCAACACAUUGCUUUUCUUUUUGGGGUUUAAAUGCGUUUAUUUGGUUGGUGUUAAAAAUCAGUUCUUUUCCAUCAAUUAACUGCCACCAUUUGAAACGUUGCACUUGUAUUUUUCCUUUGAGAGAUAGUCAAUGCGGAAAGUGCAAUUUCCAAAUCCUAUUAUAGGAUAUGCAUCUCAAAUAAUUAUAGGUCUAUGAUGUGUUAGAUCGUAGAUGUCAACAAUUGAUGAAGAUAUUAGCAAUAUUGGAUCA
Nicotiana tabacum (common tobacco) is the source of this 753-nucleotide messenger RNA. The record is from RefSeq and is a predicted model, not a curated record. Lineage: Eukaryota; Viridiplantae; Streptophyta; Magnoliopsida; Solanales; Solanaceae.